Molecule: messenger RNA, 2222 nt
Organism: Anguilla rostrata (American eel)
Lineage: Eukaryota; Metazoa; Chordata; Actinopteri; Anguilliformes; Anguillidae
Gene: gmeb1
Product: glucocorticoid modulatory element binding protein 1
Exons: 10
Coding region: 274-2139 (621 amino acids)
Biological process (GO): regulation of transcription by RNA polymerase II
Cellular component (GO): nucleus
Molecular function (GO): RNA polymerase II cis-regulatory region sequence-specific DNA binding
Source: RefSeq, a predicted model, not a curated record
AAUUUAACUAACGUAACGAUUUGUUGCUGUUCGUAGGGACGAAAACUGGGCAAUGGCCUUCCUCGUGAGUGCCAGGGGGUGUUGUAAGGGGUAAACACCCCGGAGUAGCGUACGCACCCGUUUUGUGCGGGGCAACGCCGCGCGCUGUUGUGAGUGUACGUGCUGCCGCACAGGGAGACGUCAUUUUGAGGGGGAGCGAGGAAGGGAAAAGGGGAAGACGGAGGCACGUCGGCGGCUGAGACGAGCAGUGCGUCAAUGCCCUACUAGAAGCCGAUGGCGGACGCGGAGGUCACGAUGUCCAUGGGGGACGUGGUGGUGGUCAACGCCACCGGGGAGGACGGUGACCCCGACGACGUCUCGAAGACGCAGGUCAUCCUGCAGCUCCAGCCAAUCACACAGGGGAUUGGAGAGGAGUGUGCAGAGGCUAAUGCUGCCCUUACAGCCGUGGAUGCACACCAGGAGAUGAUUGCCGACGGGGAGGAGGUGGAGUUUGGCUAUCCCAUCACUUGUGGCGAGAGCAAAGCAGUGCUGCUGUUCAAGAAGUUUGUCUGCCCUGGCAUCAAUGUGAAAUGUGUGAAGUACGACGACCAGCUGAUCAGCCCCAAGCAGUUUGUCCACCUGGCGGGGAAAGCGACCCUGAAGGACUGGAAGAGGGCCAUCCGGCUGGGCGGGGUCAUGCUCAGGAAAAUGAUGGACUCGAGGCAGAUUGACUUUUACCAGCAUGACACGGUGUGCACCAACACCUGCCGCAGCACCAAGUUUGACCUGCUGAUCAGCAACACGCGGCUCCCCCUGCAGGGCAGCGAGCCAGCCACACCCGCCACCCCCCAAGUGGGGAACGGAGGUCAGGCCAUCAUAGUGGAGGAGAGGCUGGAGGAACCCGUCGCCACGGUGGAGUUCAGCCCCAGGGCUGUCCCGGUCAUGACAGAGGCAGAGAGCAAACGGGAAACGGAGGACAUCUCUGAGGAGACGCUGAACUUCUGGAAGGGCAUCGCGGACGUGGGGCUGAUGGGAGAGGUGGUGGCCAACAUCCGCACCGAGCUGCUGGAGGUGCUGACGGGAGUGCAGCAGCGCAGCGCCGCCCUGCUGGAGCCCGACAUCGCGGUGCUCAGCAGUCUGGGCCAGGUCUUCGGGCUGCUGGACUCCGUGAAGCGAGUCCUGGACAGCCGCCGCUGCCAGACCGACCCCAGCCAGGAGCACGUCCUCAGCACGCUGACAGGCCUCGAGCAGCAGUUGGAGGAGCAGAAGAAGCAGGCGCGCGAUUGGCGGGCUCGCUCCCGGGCGCUCCUCCACAGCGUGGCCUUCCCGCCCGCGGGGGCCCCCAAGCCCCCCGCCAAGCGGCCGCGCCUCCAGCGGCCGGCCUCGGCCAGCGUCCUGAGCGCGUCGGCCCCGCAGCACCAGCAGUUCACCGUGCUGUCGCCCAUCACCCUGUCGCCCGUCGGCCAGCCCUUCACCGUGACCGGGCUCCCCGUGGGCUCCCUGGCCUCCCAGCCCAACACCGUCACCCUGCACACGCUGUCCGCCGGCUCCCAGCUCUUCACCCGCUACGCCGGCGCCUCUGGCAAAGGCGACACCAUCACCCUCCACCCGGCCUCCAGCCUGACGCUGCUGAGCGCGGCCGCCGUGCAGGACUCCGGCCACCUGGGGGCGAUAGUGAGCCCGGUGGAGCUGGUGCACCUGGCCCGGGAGGACGAGGCGGGCGCGGGGGGGCAGGGGGAGGCGCCGGCCCAGCCCGACGACGGGGAGGUGGUGGAGGGGGCGGUGCUGGUGCAGGAGGCGGGGCUGGAGGUGAAAGAGGAGGAGGAGGAAGAGGAGGAGGAGGAGGAGGAGGCCGAGGACGAGGGCCAGACGCACACCACGGUCAUCGAGAUAGACCCGGCGCCCGGCGACCACGCGGACGGGGUGAUGGGGCUGCAGCUGGCGGGGGCGGAGGUGGUCCACGGCGAGAUGGAGGUCCUGGGGGAUGGGGAGGAGGGGACUGUGGUGGUACAGGGCGAGAUGGAGGUGGUGGGCGAGGGGGAGGGGACCAGCGUGGUGGUGCACGGGGAGGUGGAGGAGGUGCAGCUGGAUGCGCAGGGGCAGCUGCAUGACGUGCAGAUCGUGGUCAUCGAGGAAGAGGCGCAGGAAGAGGCCAAAUAAGACCACCGUAGCGGGACAGCUGCAACUGUGACACACUCGGGGGACGCCUGUUGCUUUUCCCUUUCUAGAUUUGUUUUUUUUUU